UACCUGUUGCGCACGAUUCUCUCUGCUCUUUCGUCUUUUUUUCUUGUUUUUUUCAAUGUUUUGUGUUUUUAUUUAUUAAUUUAUUGUUUUUUCGUUUUCAUUCCCUUCGUGUUCUUGUUUUUUUUUGUUUUUCUUGUUGUUGUUGUUCUUGUUCUACUACUACUACUACUGCUACUACUACUACUACUACUACUACUACUACUACUACUACUACUUUUCUUCUUCCUUUCCAGUGACAAGACAGAUUAAUGAAAAAAAAAAUAAUGGUGAUAUUUUUGAAGCUUUAGUGAACUUUGGAAAAAAAUAAAAAGAAAAUUGUAUGUUUUUUUUAUGACGUGAGCGAAAAAAAAAGAAUUAUUAUCAUUGUUGUUAUUGUUAUUUUUAUUAUUUUUUUUUCCUUUUCUCCUCUCUUCGCAAUUGGCAAGGAAGGAAAUAAGACAUUUUUGGAACCAAGACGAAGAAGGGAGAGAGAGAGAGAGAGAGAGAGAGAGAGAGAGAGAGAGAGAGAGAGAGAGAGAGAGAGAGAGAGAGAGAGAGAGAGAGAGAGAAAGAGUAUUUUUAUAAGUGCAUUUAAAAUCUAUUGACAAGUUAGUGAUGAUAAUUAUUUAAGUGUAAAGUGACAAGAUGAUACUUAUAAGACGGAUGACUGAUGUACUGAAGUGAAUCUUUUAAGUAUUAGUAGUAAUGACUGUAGUGGUAGUAGUAGUGUGAAGUGUGUGUGUGUGUGUGUGUGUGUGUGUUUGUGUGUAUUUGUUUGUAUGUGUGUGUGUUUAAGUUGGUUUAAGUGUACUACAACAAAAACUACUACUACUACUACUACUACUACUACUACUACUACUACUACUACUACCACAAGGACAUUCCAAGAUUCUAUAGAUGAUGCGAUUGUGGGAUCAGAUUCUCUUCUUGAUCCUCUCCUCCUCCUUAUGAUGUCCCGGGGAGCGCCACCAGCGUCUCUUGGGCACUGUGAGGUCGUCUAUUGAAGGCCGAGUCUAGACAAAAUACUGUUCUGUGAUUGGCUGAGGCUUCCCCGCGAGGACCAAUGGGAAGACAGGGCCAAGGGGGGCUGCUCUCCCUCUCCUGUGUGUUGUACGUCCUUGCCACAGUAACAGGCGUGCAGAUAACCAGCUUGUCAGUGCCUGCGGUGGUGAUGAGCGGGGACAGAGCCAAGCUGACCUGCGCCUUCCGCCUGGCCCAGGGUGACCGCCUGUACUCCCUCACCUGGUGGAAGGACGGCACCAUGUUUUAUAAGUACCUCAGUGCCAGCCCCACCCCUGUCACCACUUACGAGGCGCCGGGGAUUGCUGUGGAUGUGUCCGCGUCUAGUCUGGAGCAAGUGGUGCUGUCACGGGUUGAUCACAGAGCCUCGGGUACCCUGCGCUGUGAGGUGUUGACUGACAUCUUCUUCGAGCAGGUCACCAGGGAUGCCAACCUCACUGUUGUAGACCCUCCUUCCCGCGGCCCAGUCAUAACAGGCAGGAAGGAGAGCUAUCGAAUUGGGGACCUGCUUCUGUUAAACUGCACGGCUGGGCACUCCUUCCCCGCUACCUCCCUCGCGUGGGCCAUCAACGGAGAGAAGGCGUCCCACGAAACAGUGGUGCAGUACCCUGGUCACACGGACUCCCAGGGCUGCACGGCUUCCUGGUCCGGGCUUCAGAUGGUCCUAAGGCACGCCCACUUCCGCAAGGGCGUGCUCUCUCUCACGUGCACGGCGUCAAUAGCGCACGUGUACCGCAAGUCGACGCAGGUGGUGGUGGCAGACCCCAGCUACCGCCCCCCGUACUUGCCGCCGCUAGAGGGGGCUUCCACGGGCGGUGGGUCGUCUGUUCACCAGCGCGCCGCCACCACCACCACCGCUACUACCGCAUCUGCUGCUACCUGUCUACAUCUACUGUGUCUGUCUGUCUGUCUGUCUGUUUUACACGUUGCUUCCGGUGUCUCGCUAAGUGUGUGUUAAGUGACUACAACUACUACUACUACUACUGCUGCUGCUGCUAGUACAACAACAACAAUUACUUCUACCGUACUACAACAACAGUUACUACUACUACUACUACAGCAACAACAGUUACUUCUACUACUACUACUACUACUACUACAGCAACAACUAGAACAACUACUACUACUACUCUCUCUCUCUCUCUCUCUCUCUCUCUCUCUCUCUCUCUCUCUCUCUCUCUCUCUUUCUUUCUCAUAUUUUUCAUAACAAUUAGCUUUACUGACACACACACACACACACACACACACACACACACAUACACAUUUGUCUAAGCGUGCGUAUGUUUCCCCUGUGUAAAUAUAUAUAUAAAAAAAAAGAAAAUGAAUAUAAAAAAAAUGCGUCUAUUAAUAAAAUGUGAAGGAUUUGUCUUGUAUUUCCAUGUCAACAGAGAGAGAAAUGAGAUGUUUGCACACACACACACACACACACACACACGCGCGAGGUGAUAAAGGAAGGAGUGAAGGAUCUCUCUCUCUCUCUCUCUCUCUCUCUCUCUCUCUCUCUCUCUCUCUCUCUCUCUCUCUCUUACCACAAACGAAAUAAAAAAAAAACAAGAACGAUAUAAAACACGAAAAAAUGAAGAAAACAUAAAAACACAUAAAAUACAUAUGAAAAGAAAAGAAAAGAGGUAAAUGUGAAAGCGGAACUAGAGAAUAAGAAAUAGAAAUGAGAGAAGCAAACAAAUAAAACAACAAAAAAUAUGUAGAAAAGAAACAUGAAAAAAAACAUUUAUAAAACAAUAAACACUAAUAAAAACGAGGUAGAUAAAAUAAAACAGCUCAGCAUAUAGAACAGAACCAAAGAAGAAGAGAUGACGUAAACAUUGUCAAAGAAAACGAGUGACAGCAUGGCGGGUUGGGGUUAAAGUGCCGGGGACCUGCAUACAUUUCUCCUUAUUUCUCCUUCCUCCUUCACUCAGCAGCAGCAGAAGGACAAGCAGUACACAAGUAAGAACACAAGGGUUGGAGCAGGAAGCCAUCAGACCUACACGUGGCAGUCCCUGUAUGAAACACACCUGCCUAUUUUUCCACCUGACCACCUCAUCCAUACGAGGGGCUGAAGGACAAGACAAUGCUACACAAGUCUUGACAUGUUCCCAAUGUGCCGAUAAGGUGGUCAAGGAUUGGCAGCAGGAAAGUGCCUGUGUGUUUGUUUGACUCCCUUGUGUCCUUUGCCUCUGUCACUAUUAAUGGCGUCUAUCUGUCACUUAUCCUUACAAAGUCUUACAUCUCUCUCGUUUUGAAUUCAGAGAUCUUUGUCAUCUAGUUUACAUGCUCUCUCUCUCUCUCUCUCUCUCUCUCUCUCUCUCUCUCUCUCUCUCUCUCUCUCUCUCUCUCUCUCUCUCUCUCUCUCUCUCUCUCUCUCUC
Messenger RNA from Scylla paramamosain (green mud crab), 3366 nucleotides. RefSeq lists its product as uncharacterized. NCBI's taxonomy places the organism in Eukaryota, Metazoa, Arthropoda, Malacostraca, Decapoda, Portunidae. The record is from RefSeq and is a predicted model, not a curated record. Bases 1043 to 1957 code for a protein of 304 amino acids. The transcript has 11 exons.